Apis cerana (Asiatic honeybee) is the source of this 3081-nucleotide messenger RNA. RefSeq names its product alpha-(1,3)-fucosyltransferase C (gene FucTC). The record is from RefSeq and is a predicted model, not a curated record. Gene Ontology annotation, molecular function: fucosyltransferase activity. Gene Ontology annotation, cellular component: membrane. NCBI's taxonomy places the organism in Eukaryota, Metazoa, Arthropoda, Insecta, Hymenoptera, Apidae.
CAAUGAAUGCCUUCUUCGGAACUAGCAUAGAUAUUACAGCGCGUACAUUGCAUUUGACCAGUCGGCUUACAACUGCUGGCACAGUCGGUAGUCGCGCGAUUCUCUUGUCUUUUCUCUCCGCGUCGGUAUUCGUCUCGCGACACUUCGUUAUUUGUCACGUCUUGGUUUACUAAAAAAAAAAAAAAAACGUUACGUUGCCUCGAUCGAGUCGAGAAAAGAAAUAUAAAAAUUCGGAGAUUCCGACCGUGUCUCAACAAAAAUUCUCAACGAGAAUUCGAGAAAUAAGGGAAGAAUCGAAGCGGUGGUGUUGGGUGAUCCAGGACGGCAGGGAUGACGGUGGUGAAAGUGGCGAGGAAGGCAACUCUACGCGGACGGAUACGCGGAAGUCGUGAGAUUUUCGGAGUAAAGUAAAUUCUGCGAAGGAGAAAACAAAUUCCUCGAUCACGAGACACGCGCGUGCCCCACAUUUUCCUAUCCUACACGUUGGGCAAGGCGAGGCGCGGCGCGGCGCUGCGAUGGUGAACCAUCAAUCACGAGUUUUAUCGGCCUUUCCAUCCUCGAGCCUUCAUCGGAAACGGAGCCAUCCUUUUUUGCAUUUAUAUACAAUCGCGGCGUCUUGAUGGACUAAAAUCCUCGGCGAAUGUUCGAGCAGUGCGAACCCUCCGGGAGUUUUCUGGAAUAAUAAACGCGUGAAAUCUGGAAUUUUCGCCGCGUUUAAAACAAACGGAAAGAAAGAAAGUGAGCGAGAGAAAAGAGUGGAGGAGAAAAGAGUUCGAUUUUCGUUGACACGAUAUAUGUACAAUUUUCGAUCGCGCGUGCGUGUCAAAGGGAGAGGAAAGUUCGAUCUUUCUUUGGAAACGAGUAACUUUUAAUCGAAACCUGAUAUGUAAUCUCGUAUCCCCGUUUCUUUCCCUCUUUGCGUGUCAUUUCUUCCUUCUUUUUUCCCUUCUUUUUUUUUUUUUUCACUCUGUUGCGCGGCGUCAAAGCGGAACACGCGAAAGGAAAAGAGAGAACGGUGGGCACAAUACAGAGACAGGUUGUCGUUUUGUUCGUUUCCUUUAUCGUUUAGUAGCCACUGGGUAAUUGUGUUUUUUAUCUACCUGUCAGUUGCAUAUCUACUGGAAAUUUAAUGAAGGAGAAAGAGAGAAAGAAGAAGAGGGAAAGAUAAAUAAAUAAAAUGUAUAGUCACGUUUCUUCAAAUCGUGCGAACGAAUGCGGAAUUGGCAGAGGGGGGGUUCGUUUUUAUCCGUAAAUUGGCCGACUCGCAGAGAAAUCGAUGCCCGCUCUGUUUGCUGAAUCAUUGAUCGCCGGUAACUAUAACGUUCGAAUAAUUUAUGCCGUCGAUGGUUUUUGGAAUCGUGAAAUAUUUAGAGUCUCAUGAUCGUUGCGGUGUAACGAAAUACCCGGCCCAUUUGGUAAACCGCUGUUACAAAACGUUUCCAUAUUUCCGCGCCGGUGAUCAUCGGUUCGCCGACUUCCACGAUUGUUCCAACCAUUCGCCGUGAGAAUCUUUCACGCCUCCCCUCUCCCCCUCCAACAUCAUUUCCUCCUGUUGUGUCUCCCGAUCAAUCCCAUCCAUCCUAUUCACUGUCAAGAACAAUUUAUCUCGUUAUCUCGUUGACGGGCGACAAACGUGAAAUUUCAAGUGGUCGACAAUUAAGAUGACCAGGAAUCGUGAGGAGAGCGAACAGUGUUUCGUGAUAGAAAUAAAUCGGUGAAAGAAGAAGGUCGAAAAGUUCGGACGAAAAAAGCUGGACGGGAAAACAAAACGAAAGAGGAUGAGAUUAUGGAUACUGGAAAGGAACAAUUUGAUCGUCCUGGCGAUCUUCACGUUCACCCUCUACGUCUAUUUCAACUAUACGCUCGACGACAUAAUACAUUUCAAACGGAUCAUCGCGGGGGACACCCGAGUCACAAACACGACCAAGAAAAUCCUGUUCUGGAACACGAUGUUCGACGACGAGAAUUUUUACAUGGGGAAAGGAGAUAUAUUCGUCGACUGCCCCGUGAACGAUUGUUACGCGACCCACGAAAGAAGUUACGCGAAUCUCACGGAAUUUGACGCGGUCCUGUUCCACGGGAACGAGUUGAGACUCGCCGAUCUGCCUUUACGAAGGAGCCCGCGCCAGUGGUACGUUUUCGUGAAUCUCGAAAGCCCGGCCAAUAGGCCCCUGUCCGACUAUUUUUACGAGGAUUUCUUUAACGCCACGAUGACGUACAGAUUGGACAGCGAUAUUGUAUGGACUUAUGGGAUCGUGAAGGACGUCCACAAUGGGCAAACUGUGGCGCCUGACAGAGAUGCACGUUGGAGGGCGUUCUAUAAUCGAGCAGGUAACCAGUCGCAGGACGCAUCUUCAUCGAAGAGGUUUCAUAGGAAGGUGAGGCCGAUAAUCUGGUUUGUGAGCAACUGUCAGGCAAAAAGCGGUCGGCAAGAGUACGUGGACGAGCUGUCGAGGCACAUACCGAUCGACAUUUACGGGAAAUGCGGGACCAUGUAUUGUCCACCUAGCGUGGACUGCUUCAAGCAGGUCGUCGAACCCCACUAUUUUUUCUACCUGUCGUUCGAGAAUUCGUUCUGCGACGAUUACGUAACCGAGAAGCUGUACAAUGCCCUCAGGUACAACGUGAUCCCAAUCGUAUACGGUGGCGCCAAUUAUAGUCUCUUUGCCCCUCCACGAUCUUACAUAAACGCGUUCGACUUCGAUUCUCCGAAGGAUUUGGCCGAAUACUUGAAGAAACUGAUCAAAGAUCCCCGGGAGUAUAAUAAAUAUUUCACUUGGAAGAGGUAUUAUAAAAUCGAUGGCGGUAUUCAACACGCCGCUUGCAAUCUUUGCGAGUUUCUCCACAAGAAGAAAGAGCCGCGAAUGUACAAUUUAUUGUCUAAUUGGUACAGUCAGCAAAAAUGUCCUCUCCAAGAAUAUCUACGCUAUCACAAUUAUCUUACAGGUUCCGUUUUAAAAGACUGACUUUACUCUAACCGAUUAUUUUAAUAAGUUGAAUAUAUUUGUGUAUAUUUUUUAUUUUUAAAAUAUCACAAUCACGUUACAUAAUUAAAUAGAUUAAAAUGAAAAUCAUGAAAAA